Messenger RNA from Yamadazyma jaroonii, 750 nucleotides. The record is from the annotation of a GenBank genome assembly. NCBI's taxonomy places the organism in Eukaryota, Fungi, Ascomycota, Pichiomycetes, Serinales, Debaryomycetaceae.
AUGACUAGCAGGAACGGCAUAACAGAGGAGUAUCACACUGACUCCAGUUCGGACUUUACAGAGUAUUGGAUUGAUUUAUUUUUAGGUAUCAAAGGUCAUGAGUACUUUUGUGACAUCGAUGAAGACUAUAUUCGUGACAAGUUUAACUUGACGGGUUUAAAUCAAGAAGUUAGUAAAUUAAGUGUUUUGAUAGAUAUAUUGACUGAUAUUAUUGAUAUAGAACUGCAACCUGAAGAUCAAAGAGAUGCUUUAGAACAUAAUGCAAGAGUCUUGUAUGGUUUGAUACAUGCAAGGUAUAUUUUAACAUCAAGAGGAUUGAACAAGAUGUUCGAAAAGUAUAGAAAUGGAGAUUUUGGCUAUUGUCCAAGAGUACAUUGCCAAUUGCAUCCUUUAUUACCUAUUGGCCUUAAUGACCAACCAAGGUUAGCAUCCGUCAAAUUAUAUUGUGCAAAGUGUGAAGAUUUGUAUAAUCCAAAAUCCGGUAGACAUGCUAUAAUUGAUGGUGCAUACUUUGGUACUUCAUUUCCAGCUAUGUUUUUUCAAAAUUUUCCUCAGGCCAUUCCAGUCCAUGAUAGAAAAAUUUACACACCAAGGGUCUUCGGUUUCAAGUUACAUGAUUACUCCCAACUUAGCAGGUGGAGGGAGCUCCAGAGAAAUAAACUAGAAAAAUCCUUGGUUCAGAAAGGAAUUGACAUUUACAACAAGCCUGGGGGUUUCGUCAUCGAUGAAAAAGAGGAAAUAAAAAAUUAA